CAUCAAUCAUAUAAGGCAACAGUCUACCUCUGCGCAUUAUUUUCAACAACUCCUGUUUUAUGUCAAUGCUAUAAUAAGUCCCAUUGAAAUUUAAAACAAUAUAAUAGCAGAUUUCUACGUAAUUAAUCAUCCUUGCUUAACGUAGUUCGUCAAACCAUAUAGACAUUCAGUUUCGGGUCAUGAUAAACUAAGGAAUCAAAAUUGACGCAUAACAUCUGUUGCAAAAGAUAUCAUAUCAUUUCAAGAGCUAGAUACAUGAUAAUUCAAGUAUUUAUUAACUGCCACUUGCAACAUUUCUUAUUUAUUUAUCGAUAUUAGUUGGAAGUACAGGUAUUGCCAUGACAGUCGUAAAUGUUGAUCAGUUAAAAAACUAUGAAGAAUCGAAUCCAGUACGCAACAGAAAAGGAAAAUCGGUCAAAAAAAUGUGCAAUGAAAAAGUUCUAAAGAAACGUGUGCCAAUUAUAGGUUGGUUACCCAAGUACAACUUUGUUUUCUUCUUGCAAGAUAUUAUUGCCGGUGUGACAGUAGCAUUGACUGCUAUACCACAGGGAAUCGCUUACGCUGUCAUAGCUGGACUUCCACCUGAGUAUGGACUGUACGCGUCCUUGGUAGACGGUGUCAUUUAUUUAAUAUUUGGAAGCUCUAAAGAUAUAACGGUGGGCCCUACAGCAGUUAUGUCAUCAUUAGUAGCAAAAUACACCGGAUAUUCUCAAGACUUUGCUGUUCUAUCUGCUUUUCUCUCAGGUUGUGUGAUACUGUUAAUGGGGAUAUUCCAUCUCGGAUUUUUAGUGAAUUUCAUAUCGAAACCUGUUAUCAAUGGUUUUACGACGGCAGCUGCAUUCCAGAUUGCCGCUGCACAAUUGAAAGCAUUCUUUGGUUUGGAUGGUGCCUCAGGAAAUUACUUCGCCGAAUCGAUGUCAAACUUUAUUUCUAAUAUAAAAACAGCUAGACUUUGGGAUCCAAUAUUAGCAUCAGUCACUGUAGUAAUGCUUUUCAUGUUGAAACGCCUUGGGAAUGGAUGCUCCCGUACAGAUGGAUUUACUAAACAAAUGAGAUGGUUUAUAUCAAUGGGCCGAAACGCUGUAGUUGUGAUCUUUGGAAUGUUCGUGGCUUAUAUUCUGAAAAUUACUACAAAUAAUGAACCGUUGAAAUUAAUCAGAGAUAUUGGCAGUGGCUUACCGACAGUGGGACUACCACCAUUCAGUACAUCUUCUGGAAACACCACGUAUAAUUUCAAUGAAAUGUUAGAAGUUUUAGGUCCCCAAUCAUUAGUUUUACCAUUAGUAGCAAUCCUGGAAUCAGUAGCUAUUGCGAAAGCUUUUGCUAUAGGAGGCAGAGUUGAUGCUACGCAAGAAAUGAUUGCUGUCGGCCUGUGUAACAUUGGUGGUUCAUUUUUCAAAAGUAUGCCUAUUACUGGCUCUUUUACUAGGACCGCUUUGAAUUACGCGUCGGGCGUGCAAACACCGGCUGGGGGAGUUUGGAAGAGUUUAGUUAUUGUAGCAGCUCUAUCGUUAUUAACGUCUGCAUUUUAUUAUAUACCCACGGCGUCAUUAGCUGGUUUGAUAAUGACAGCUAUGUAUUCAAUGGUAGAUUUUGGAAUAUUCGCUAGAUUUUGGAGGAACAGUAAAAUAGAAUUAAUGCUAAUGUUAGUAACGAUGGCAGUGUCUUUAUUUAUUGGUUUGGAGUAUGGUAUUGUUGCUGGUAUUGCUCUGGAAUGUCUCAUAUUAUUGUAUAAUACAUCUAAACCUAAAAUUACAGCAAAUUCAAUAAGAAGUGAUAGUAGUGAAAUCGUAACUGUCACUCUCAGUGAUAGUUUGUCUUAUUGUGCUGCGGAGCAUGUGAGGAAAUCAAUCAUUGAAGCAUCAAAUAAUGCGGCUCCCGAUUCUGUUUUAGUUAUUGACGGGGGAAAUCUCCAUAGAAUGGAUUCCACUGUAGCGAUUAAUCUCAUGAAUUUAAUAAAAGAAUUCGAUAAAGAUUCUAGGACAGUAGUAUUACUUAAUUUCAAAGAAGACUUAGUGAAACUAUGUACCGAUGUUGAGCCUAAACUAGGAAAUAAAUUUGUUAAGUCCAAUAAACCUCUUGAUUUUAUAGAAGUGUCCAUUAAAAAUGCGUAAUAAUAUAUUCCAGUAAUUUUUUUUGGGGGCAGUGAUAUGUUUUCGCUUUGUUAUUCUCUAAAUGUAUAUGUCCAUUUUUAGUUUUCGCUAGGCAAAUAUAGCUAAGUUAGGCUGAUAUUUAAAGUUCAGCGUAAAUCUUACGGAAAUUCUGUUAAGUGUGUCACGGAAGUAUACGAAGUAUGCAGAAGGUUUGAAUGAAUGUUAUAAUUAUUAUCCGUUAUGAUGUUCCGUAACGGGUCUUACAUCAAAUAUACUCAAACCCAUUAGGGUUAAAAUCACAACCUAUUCAGGUUAUAUUUACUUUAUUGAAAUUGAUUUAAGGUGUAUUAUAAGAAAAUCUACCAAUUAUGUUAUAUGAAUUUUUCCUUUGUCUAGCUUUUAUUUUAUUAUUAUUGUAUAUAUAAUUAAAUUUAUUUUAAUUAAUUUUAAACAAAUCUUGACCAGAUCUUAAGUUAGUAGGUAGGUUGGUAUAUAAUUAAUUGUGAUAGUCUAAGAAAAUUAAUAUUUCAAUAUGUUAACCAUAGAUCACGAAAAAGCCUAAAAUAUCUUAUAUACUCGUAUAUUUAUUAAUAACUCAUUUCAGAGUAUAAUUCAAUAUUAUAUGAAAAAAAAAAAAAUUUACCCACUAAGAUCAAUGCAAACAUUAAUUUUAUUUACUUCCUAAGAAACAUUUUGUAAAUAAUAAACAAUUUCAUACAGUUGAAUAAGUCUAUUUCACUAUGAACUCACCGACUCCAUAUUUUUUCACUAAUAACUCAAUAUUUAUUUGUAGAAAACUAACGGUAAUAAUUUUUACAAUACAUACUAGUAUGCUUUAAUUUUUAUAAAUUAAUUUUAGGUCAGCAUUUUAGGUUCACAUCUUCAUAAUAUAUUGAACUAUAAUAGUACUAAUUUCA
Diatraea saccharalis (sugarcane borer) is the source of this 3010-nucleotide messenger RNA. NCBI's taxonomy places the organism in Eukaryota, Metazoa, Arthropoda, Insecta, Lepidoptera, Crambidae. The record is from the annotation of a GenBank genome assembly.